Messenger RNA from Wyeomyia smithii (pitcher-plant mosquito), 1880 nucleotides. It is a transcript of the gene PCID2, whose product is annotated as PCI domain-containing protein 2 homolog. Gene Ontology annotation, molecular function: RNA binding; double-stranded DNA binding. The record is from RefSeq and is a predicted model, not a curated record. The coding region runs from base 347 to 1531 and encodes 394 amino acids. The transcript has 3 exons. NCBI's taxonomy places the organism in Eukaryota, Metazoa, Arthropoda, Insecta, Diptera, Culicidae. Gene Ontology annotation, biological process: poly(A)+ mRNA export from nucleus; post-transcriptional tethering of RNA polymerase II gene DNA at nuclear periphery; transcription elongation by RNA polymerase II. Gene Ontology annotation, cellular component: transcription export complex 2.
GCUUCUAAAAAUCCUUCCCGAGCACAAAGCUACUCUCUUGUACGGUAUGAAUUGCUACAACACUGUUUUUCAACUUCAAGUUCAGAUAGCGUUUCGAGUGAUGCUUUUCGUGCACUCACUGCGGACUGCGGACAUCAGUUCUAUUCACCACUGGCACUCACGCACACCAGAAAAGUUUCACUCGCUCAGGAAAAUUGUGCGCCGGCUCGGCAGUUGUCAAAAGUUUGUUGUCGAUCAAUUAUUGCGGUUUGUGUUGCGCUAGGCUACGUUUCUUGUUCUGCUAAAGUCAUUUAUUCUACCACACAGUUGGAUUUUAGGCCAAUGCUCAGUAAGCAACUCAUUUAGAAUGAAUCUUUACCACUAUCUGAAUUCGGUCCAACGUGUCUGGAAUGCCACCGAAGGGCAAGCUGUCGGCCGAUUGCUUUCGCUUUCCGAUUAUCAUGUUAACAACCCUACACUGUACGUGGAACACCCGGAGACGGCCGUGGAUCGCCAGCUGGAGUCCCCAUUGGAUGAAAUCGUUUCCUGCCAUUUGAAAGUGCUCUACUAUUUAACGAAAGAACCUCGGAACUACAGCGAAGCUUACAGACAGCAAACGAACUGCAUUCAGGCGGUGGUCAAAAUGCUGCAAGCGCUUAAAGAUGAGAAUUGGUUCCUGCCAAUCAUGUACACAGUUGCCAUCGAUUUGCGCCGCCUAGCGGCCAAAUGCGAGGAACAGUUAAAGACUUCGAAGCCGGGUGAAAUUCUGGAGAAGGCGGCCGAAUGUCUGAUGGGAUGCUUUCGGGUGUGCGCAGCGGACAAUCGCGCUUCCGGUGCAGAUACAAAGCGCUUGGGCAUGUUGAAUCUGGUCAACCAGCUGUUUAAGGUGUACUUUCGAAUUAAUAAGCUGAACCUGUGCAAACCAUUAAUUCGGGCAAUCGAGAGUUCCAACUAUAAGGAUUCCUUUAGUCUGGCACAGCGAAUCACUUAUAAAUAUUUCGCUGGUAGGAAAGCCAUGUUCGAUUCAGACUAUCGCAACGCGGAUGAAUAUCUGAGCUUUGCUUUCGAAAACUGCCCGCGUCGGUUUGCCCGCAAUAAGCGGCUCAUCUUGACAUACUUGGUUCCCGUGAAAAUGCUGCUUGGAUACAUGCCACGUAAAGAAGUGCUAGAACGAUACAAUGUUCUGCAGUUCCACGAUCUGACAAUGGCUCUCAAGGAGGGAAACGUAAGACGUUUCGAUGAGGCUAUCCAGAAGCAUGAGUCAUUCUUCAUCAACGCCGGCAUUUUUCUGAUUGUGGAGAAGCUGAAAAUUCUGGCCUAUCGCAAUCUGUUCAAGAAGGUUUAUCUCAUCCUGCAGACGCAUCAGAUUGAUCUGAAUGCAUUCCUGACAGCACUGCAGUGGGUUGGUGAGGAGGAAUUGACCAUGGACGAGACGCACUGCAUCGUGGCGAAUCUGAUCUACGAGGGCCGUAUUAAGGGCUACAUCAGCUUGCAGCAUAAUAAGCUGGUGGUCUCCAAGCAGAACCCGUUUCCUAAUGUUAUCGCGGUUUAGAAGACGGUGGAACAAUAAAUCGAUGUUUUACCAUAAUGCUGUGCUUUGUUUGAUUGGUGGCGUGAGCGAUUUUCUCUGAUUAUCAGCACUCAGCAGUCUGUUUAAAGCAAAUUUCACUUACCAUGACGGCAAUUAAAAACUUUGUGUGGAAAACAGUUAGGUAUGCAAACUUUAUUCGCAAUUCUUACCGGGAAGAAAAUCAACCUCUUGACACUUUUCCCGUGGGUGUUUCGGCCGCACCGAACAACUCAAGUUUUGUCUUCAAGUUUCAUUUUUGAAUAUAUAAAAUAUAGGUAUGUGGGUCUAAUGUCUGGAUUUUUAGCGUUACGUAAUUUGUGUACGACGCCUU